Triticum aestivum (bread wheat) is the source of this 1470-nucleotide messenger RNA. Its product is annotated as ATP-dependent RNA helicase A. Bases 78 to 917 code for a protein of 279 amino acids. The record is from RefSeq and is a predicted model, not a curated record. The transcript has 2 exons. Lineage: Eukaryota; Viridiplantae; Streptophyta; Magnoliopsida; Poales; Poaceae.
AGCAGUGAGCUUUACACUAGUGAGCCGUGAGCCCGUGACAAGUUUGUUUCUCUCCCGUAGUCCCGGACUCGAUCGAGAUGGCUGACGAGUACGGCCGCAGCGGCUACGGCAGGUCCGGUGCCGGCGACGACUACGACAACAAGACAAGCAACGAGGGCUACGACCGCCGCGAAGGUGGCUACAACAAGUCUGGCGCCGACGACUACGAGCAGGACCGCAGCAGUGGCCGCGGUGGCUACAACAAGUCCACCGGCGACGACGAGUACAGCGGCGCCGGGUACAAGAAGUCCGGAGGCGACGACUACGACACCGGCUACAACAAGCAGUCCAGCAACGAGGACUACGGCCGCAACAAGUCCGGCAGUGACGACUACGAUCGGAGCGCCGGCGGGUACAAGAAGUCCGGCGGCGACGACGAUGAGUACAGCGGUGGCGGGUACAAGAAGUCGGGUGGCGACGACGAGUACAGCGGCGGCGGGUACAAGAAGACAGGUGGCGACGACGACGAGUACAGCGGUGGCGGGUACAAGAAGUCGGGUGGCGACGACGAGUACAGCGGCGGCGGGUACAAGAAGUCCGGCGGCGACGACACAGAGUACGGGUCGUCCAGGGACGAGACCGAGAAGUACAGGAAGGAGGAGAAGGAGCACAAGCACAAGGAGCACCUCGGCGAGAUAGGCACCCUCGCCUCCGGCGCCUUCGCCAUGUACGAGAAGCACCAGGUGAAGAAGGACCCGGAGAACGCGCACCGGCACAAGAUCGAGGAGGAAGUGGCCGCGGUGGCGGCGGUUGGCAGCGGCGGGUACGCGUUCCACGAGCACCACGAGAAGAAGGAGUACAAGGAGUCGGCGGAGGACGGCGAGGACGAGGAGUCCGGUCGCGGCGAGGGGAAGAAGAAGCACCACUUCUUCGGCUAAGCUAGCCAGCUGCUGCUCAGCUAGCUGCUAGCAACGCAUACGCGCGAGCGUGCGUCCAAUAAGAGCCGGGAAUUUGUGCGUAUAUACGGCUCGUUAUAUAUACGUACUCCCUCCGGUCCUUUUUACUCUGCAUAUUAGGUUUGUCUGGAGUCAAUCUCAUCCAACUUUGACCAAGUUUAUAUAAAAAAUUAUUGACAUUCACAUAACAACACCAAUAUCAUUGAAUUCAUCUCGAAAUAUAUUUUCAUAUUAUAUUUAUUAGAUAUUAUAUAUGCUAAUAAUUUCUAAUAUAAAUUUGGUCAAACUUAGCACAGUUUGACGUUCGGCAAAUCCAAUGUGCAGAGUAAAAAGGACCAGAGGGAGUACGUACGUUUGGUCGGUGUGCGUGUGUGUGUGUGUUUUGCAUGGGUGUGCGUGUGUUGCUGCUGCGUCCUGCGUGCAUGUUGCGUGGAGUAUAUAUGUAUUUAACUUGCUGCGUGUCUACGUAUGUAUUAUUGUACGUAUUUGUUUCUGCAUGGACAUAGUAUUGAGAAUUCAAUCAGUUCAUUUGUUU